Messenger RNA from Magnolia sinica, 460 nucleotides. Its product is annotated as protein argonaute 4B-like. Gene Ontology annotation, cellular component: cytoplasm. NCBI's taxonomy places the organism in Eukaryota, Viridiplantae, Streptophyta, Magnoliopsida, Magnoliales, Magnoliaceae. The transcript is spliced from 3 exons. Gene Ontology annotation, molecular function: nucleic acid binding. Gene Ontology annotation, biological process: regulatory ncRNA-mediated post-transcriptional gene silencing. The coding region runs from base 58 to 393 and encodes 111 amino acids. The record is from RefSeq and is a predicted model, not a curated record.
AUUGCUUGCUUUGGAGCUUUUAUUCUCAGCUCCAAAUGGCUAUUAUUAUCUGGGUACAUGAACAUUUUGUGCUGGAAAUUUUGCUUCCUGAGCUUAUUCAAUGUGAAUUGUCCUUUUAUUUAUUUAUUUAUUGUUCUUUAUUUUUUCACUUGUACAGGCACUGUUGUGGACAAAGCAAUUUGCCAUCUGCGAAACCACGACCACGACUUCUACAUGUGUUCACACACAAGAAUGAUUGGAACAACGCACCCUACUCACUACCAUGUUUUGCUGGAUGAGAUUGGCUUCUCCCCUGAUGAUUUUCAGGAGCUUGUGCAUUCAUUGUCCUAUGUAUAUCAGAGGAGCACAACUGCAAUAUCAAUUGGUGAGUACCGUGUUUCUGUUAUGUGGUAAUUGCCUAUUUUAUGUUAUGAGGGGUUUUGACUACUAUCUCCCUGUCAAAGGACUCUUUUGAGUUUUA